Molecule: messenger RNA, 423 nt
Organism: Hevea brasiliensis (rubber tree)
Lineage: Eukaryota; Viridiplantae; Streptophyta; Magnoliopsida; Malpighiales; Euphorbiaceae
Exons: 1
Coding region: 1-423 (140 amino acids)
Source: RefSeq, a predicted model, not a curated record
AUGAAGAAGGAAGAAGAAAAGAUUGUUACAGUAUCAGAAAUUGGAGAGAAGAGGCCGCAGGAACUGCAGGAAGAACAAUCUGCAGCCAUUAUAUGGGACUGUGGGAGUCCUUUAUAUGAUUCAUAUGAGUUAGCUUCACUUAGUCAUCUGAUUGACAGGAACAUGAUGGCCUUGCCAUUUCCCUGUGGAUCAAAAAGGUUCAAUAUUUACCAAUCUAAUUUUCCAAGGGAAGAAAAGGGUCUCAACAUGAUCAACCAGGAAGGGUUUCAACAAGAGGGAUUAUUGUCCAAAUUGAUGAGUAGUUACUCCUGGAAGAGGACAAGGGACAAGGAAAGGAAUGAGAAAACCAGAAAGGCCAGUUGCAGAUUUUAUAGUCUCUGUAGAAUGAUUGGUUUAUGCAGGAAAAAAAGCUGCGAAAGUUGA